Labrus bergylta (ballan wrasse) is the source of this 1497-nucleotide messenger RNA. The record is from RefSeq and is a predicted model, not a curated record. NCBI's taxonomy places the organism in Eukaryota, Metazoa, Chordata, Actinopteri, Labriformes, Labridae.
UUAACUCGUAGGCUGACUGAUCCCCUUAGAAAAAAAAAAUCUAUCAAUCCUUGGGUGGAGUUUUUUUUUUUUUUUCAUUCACCACAAAGCAACUAUUUGGCCGGGACACGUACGUGAACCUCCUCAAAUUGGCGCACUAAUCCUAAAAGGAGCCAUGAAGUGUUAAAUGGUAGAAACAGAAAGAGCGGCGCUCAGACAGCCGCACGCUGGGAGAGAGGGAGGAAACAGCGCUGCUCCAAUGCGUCUGUGCAACACAGGCUGAAGGAAAAAAAAAAAAACUUAUCGACGCACAAAACCAAAACCUUGCGCUGCGCAAUUAGUGCGAGAAAACCCACUUUUUCUUCCGGUUUUUGAAGAAAAUAAAUAAAGAAAUCAAGCUGGCUCAGUGCGUGUCUCAGCAGCCCACUUUGACAGGUGCUCCUCACCCCCUUUGGAGGACUGUCAACAGCAAGAGGAUGGCAUCAGAGCUGGCAAUGAGCAACUCCGACCUGCCCACCAGUCCCCUGGCCAUGGAAUAUGUUAAUGACUUCGAUCUGAUGAAGUUUGAAGUGAAAAAGGAGCCGGUGGAGCCCGAUCGCAGCAUCAGCCAGUGCAGCCGCCUGGUCGCCGGGGGAUCCCUGUCUUCCACCCCGAUGAGCACGCCUUGCAGCUCGGUUCCCCCCUCGCCAAGCUUCUCGGCGCCCAGUCCGGGAUCAGGGAGCGAACAGAAAGCGCACUUGGAGGAUUUCUACUGGAUGACCGGGUACCAACAGCAGUUGAACCCCGAGGCUCUGGGCUUUAGCCCGGAGGACGCCGUAGAGGCGCUGAUCAGCAGCAGUCACCAGCUCCAGACCUUCGAUGGCUAUGCCAGGGGGCAGCAGUUCGGUGGCGCAGCCGGGCCAGGAGGCACCAUGGGCGGGGAGGAGAUGGGAUCAGCGGCCGCCGUGGUGUCCGCGGUUAUCGCCGCAGCCGCAGCUCAGAACGGGACACCGCACCUCCACCACCAUCACCAUCACCACCACCACCCAGGGUCACACCACCCCUCCUCCGGGUCUCAGUCCGGCGCAGGAAACCACCAGCACCUGCGACUGGACGACCGCUUCUCGGACGAGCAGCUGGUGACCAUGUCGGUGCGGGAACUGAACCGGCAGCUCCGGGGGGUCAGCAAGGAAGAGGUGAUCCGUCUGAAACAGAAGAGGAGGACACUAAAGAACAGAGGCUAUGCCCAGUCCUGCCGCUACAAGCGGGUCCAGCAGCGGCACGUCCUGGAGGGAGAGAAGACGCAGCUCAUACAGCAGGUGGACCACCUCAAGCAGGAGAUCUCGCGGCUCGCCAGGGAGAGGGACGCCUACAAAGAGAAAUACGAGAAGCUCAUCAGCACCGGCUUCCGAGAAAACGGGGGCUCCGCCAGCGACAACAACCCCUCAUCCCCGGAGUUUUUCAUGACAUCAAGAAAAUUCCUCCACCUGUGAUACAGAGCUCUGACCUCUCCGUCCCACAUCCCGGGAGUCUGAGGUA